This is a messenger RNA of Brassicogethes aeneus, 2519 nucleotides long. The record is from the annotation of a GenBank genome assembly. Lineage: Eukaryota; Metazoa; Arthropoda; Insecta; Coleoptera; Nitidulidae.
AUGUUUUGGAAACAUCUUUCUGGAUCUUCUUCUGUGAUUGAUACUCUUCUUGCCAAAGAGGAUGUUACUUUACAAGAGGUUAUGGAUGCAGAAGACAUAAUAAAUGAUUGUCGUGUUCAAAAUAAGUCUCUUAUUGACUACUUGUUAAAACCAGAAGUUAUGGAAGAAUUGGUUACGUUAAUUACAAAAGAACCGUCUUUAGAAAUAGAAGAGCGUAGUAGAUUUAAAUAUCCAAAUGUUGCUUGUGAACUGUUGACAUGUGAUGUUCCUGCUUUAAAUGAAAGGCUGGCUAGUGAUGAAGCACUUCUCGAUAAGCUAUACAGUUUUUUAGAAUGUGAACCUCAAUUAAAUCCAUUAUUGGCUUCCUACUUUAGUAAAAUUAUGGGUGCCCUUAUAGCAAAAAAGACUGAGCAGAACUGGUUGUCCUAUCAGAUGACUUGCUUACAGGUCCUAGACUUUUUAAAGGCUAAGGACACCUUCAUAUCGCUACUGCUCAAACACUUAGGCACUUCCGCCAUCAUGGAUCUCAUGCUCAAGAUUAUGACUCAGGUCGAGGGGGUCGAAAUCAGGCAAAACAUUCUUAACUGGCUGGAUAGUCAAAGAAUCAUGCAAUCUUUGGUUAUGUUGUUUGAUCCAAAGGUGGACAAAGAAAGACACUAUAAUGUUGCUCAAUUACUGUGUGAUUUUAUUAGAAUAGCUCGAGAUACUCAACGCAAUUCCACAGAAAGAGCUGAUCCCGAUCCCCUACUUAACACUUUAGAAUCGUCUGAAACAAUAGCCUUACUGUUGGAACAAAUUUUGGGUGAAGAGAAAAGCGAAUCAGCUAUUGUUGGUGGCAUACAAGUACUUUUGGCACUGAUGGACGUUUACCAAACCAGCAUGUCCAAAUACAUGCAAAACAUUUAUAGCACCAAUAUCAAUGAUGAAGCCAAUGACAUAGAACUGAAGCAAAAGAUAAUUUUUAAUACCACCCAGUCAAUUCGAAAACGUGUCAAAGACUUUCAUAAUUUAUUGUUGGAUCCGCCAAAAAAAAUGCCUAUUAAUACUACCAUGGGAAUGUUAGAGAUUCCACUGGGUAACACAAGACUGCAAAUUGUUAAGUUAUUUGCCACUUUAAUAUCAUCCAAUAACGAAGAGUUACUGCAAGAUGUAGUCACUUUAGGCACGUUCCAAGUACUUUUAGAUUUGUUUUUCAAAUAUCCAUGGAACAAUUUUUUGCAUACUCAAGUCGAAAAUUGCCUUGUAUCAGCACUACAAACCUAUGUAUCUGAUGAAACUGAUGAAAAUUCAAAUGCCUUAUGUAAACAUUUAUUAGUAAAUUGUAAAUUAAUUCAAAGAAUACUUGAAGCAUGGAAAGAAAACGAUGAGUUACAGGCACAAGAAAAAGGGAUUCGACAGGGUUAUAUGGGCCACUUAAUAAGUAUAGUUAACAAGCUAGAUGAAUUGUGUUCAAUAAUAUCUUUAGGGCAAUACAUUACUGAUAAUUUACCGGAGGUUGCCAAAUCUUUGGAAGAGUUUAAGGAGACAACCUUAAGUGAAACGAACAAGUUACAGGAUUCACUGCUGGGUGGUGUACAUCCUAACAAUUCAGACAAUGACGAUUACAGUGUUCAUCUAAAUUAUUCUCAAUCAAAUGCAAUGCAACAACAGAUGUAUUCUCAAUAUCAAAUGCAAAAUCUGACUCCACAGUACAUAGUCGACUAUAGCGAGUUCAACGAUGAUGCUUUUAAUGAUGGAGAGGACACUUUACAGAAUAUUGACCAUCGGACCGACAUGAACUUUGACAUAUCCGAAGGCGAUCUGGUCCAGCAGCACGAAAUUUUCAAGCAAGUGUGCGCCCAGAACAUAAACACUCUCGACGACGCAGACGAUCAAAUUUUUGAGGAGAGGGAACAAACGUUUCAGACGGUGAUCGAGAAACCGAGCGACCAAAACGAAGCGGUCUACAGUAGCGACAGCGACGAUGAGUCGCCACCCGCCGAAGACGCCAUGGAUGUGGACCCGUGGACCUCUCCCAAGCCAGCCCCGCCAGUCGUAUCCGUUGUAACUCAAGAUCCAUGGGGCACAGGCGACAACGCAAAUUCCGAUGCUAACGUGGGAGGGUGGGCGGAUUUCAGCGCCGCCUCUUUUGAAGCCAAUUUUAAAAACGUCUUUGAAGGCAACAAAGACAAAGGCAGCAGCGCGACACAGUCCAAAACCGAAGCUGUAGCAGAAAAUGACAUUAAAGUUGAAAGCAUUGCUGAAAAUCAGGAAGAACAGCCUUCCAAAAAAGAACAACCAGUAGAAACCCCGAAAACUGUAGAAAACCCACUGGAGAUCAAAGCUGUGCUAAAUGAUGAUGAAGCAAUGAAGUGUGCUGCAGGAGAUCAGGUGCCAGAAACAGUUUUGGAGAGUACAAAACAAAAAGAGAGUUCUACUACAGAACCGUCCAAGAAACAAUUCUUUACAGAAGUAUAGAAAGUAGUUCUACAAUAACCACAUCAACAGAGGAACAGAAAAAUGAUAACCAAAAGGUGUGA